AAGUCCUUGAAAUAAGGAGAAAAUCUAUUGAGAACGAUUGUUCCUGUUUGAUGUUUGAUUUUCCAUGUUCCAAAAAACUGGGCUGAUAUUUCUACAGAGCAUUGUUGUGGUCAGUAACUGUGUUUCUUUCUAUCUAGCAUUUUUAGAUAAAUUCACUAGAUGGUCGAGUGGAAAUCCCAACAAGGAGAAGAUUCUCAUGGUUGGAAAUACCCAAGGUAUCUUUGGGACUGUCACUUGCUCUUGGCCCACAGUGUGUGAAAUGAAAAUUGGUGCGAUUACCUUCCAGGUUGCUAUUGGAGAUAUCGCAAAAGAAAGUGCAGAUGUUAUUGUAAACUCAACGACAAGGAUGUUUAAUCUGAAAUCAGGGGUGUCAAAAGCAAUUUUAGAAAGUGCCGGACCAGCUGUGGAAGAUGAAUGUGCUGUACUAGCUACACAGCCUCACAGAGAUUUUAUAGUUACACAAGGUGGAUUCCUAUCGUGCAAUAUAAUAAUUCAUGUCCUUGGAGAAAAUGAUGUCAGGAAAUCACUUUCCAGUGUUCUAGAAGAGUGUGAACAGAGGAAAUACACAUCUGUUGCCCUUCCUGCCAUUGGAACAGGAAAUGCUGGGAAAAACCCAAUCAGAGUUGCUGACGACAUAAUCAAUGCUAUUGUAGACUUCACACGGAAACAUUCUACUCCAUCAUUAAAAAAAGUUAAAGUUGUCAUCUUUGUAACUGAGCUGCUGAAUGUAUUCUAUGACAGCAUGAAGAAAAGAGAAAAAAUAGCCACAUCACCUACCUUCCAGUCCACAUUUUCCAAGGCUGCAUAUAAUAUUCCUGAAUACCGGUCUGACAUGAAUCAGCAGCUGUUUUGUAUGAUCCAGCUACAACCUGGACAGUCAGAAUAUGACACUGUGAAGAACAAAUUCUCUCAGACUUGUCUUUCCUACAGAAUAGAGAAGAUUGAGAAGAUACAGAAUGAAUUUCUCUGGCAGAGCUACCAGGUAAAGAAAAAACACAUGGACAUCAAAAAUGGCCACAUAGAGAAUGAGAAAAUCCUCUUCCAUGGGACAGAUGCACACUCUGUGCCACACGUCAAUCAGCACGGCUUUAAUCGCAGUUAUGCUGGGAAGAAUGCUGUAGCCUAUGGAAAAGGAACUUAUUUUGCUGUUGAUGCCAGUUAUUCUGCUGAUGAUAAAUACUCCAGACCAGACAGCAAUGGGAGGAAACAUAUUUAUGUUGUACGAGUACUUACAGGAGUCUACACGCUUGGACGUGAAGGAAUAGUUACGCCUCCACCAAAGAACCCUUACAAUUCCAUAGAUCUGUUUGAUUCUGUCACAGAUGAUAUACAACAUCCAAAGUUAUUUGUGGUAUUCUUUGAUAAUCAAGCUUACCCAGAAUAUCUUAUAACUUUCAGAUGUUAAAACAUGGGAUUAAAAAAAACUUUAGAGGUGAUUUAGUCAUCUAUUUAUGAGAACAAUUCAUAGAAUUUUUGUCUUUGCCUUUGGUUUGUUUAAACAGAUAAAACAAAUCUCCAUGCUAGGUAUUAUAAUGCUGGAAAAAAGCCUUUUAAAAUGCUUUCUUGCAAUUUCUAGCAUAUCUUUCUUCUGAGCAUAUUGAUGGGUGGAAGCUGAGAAAUAUAAAUGACACAAUUAUAGCUAUAACUACAGACACCAAAUCCAUAAGAAACAAAGAACACAUUUCUUUUUCUUCUAUUGGAAAAGAAAUAAGAUGAAUCAUUCUAAAGCCAAGUUGUCAUUGUUCUUAUUGGAAUGUGUUAAGACUCCCAACUGUGUUGAGCUAAACCAUACUAUUAAAUGAAUAGGCUGCUAUUGUG
Messenger RNA from Myotis davidii, 1818 nucleotides. RefSeq names its product poly [ADP-ribose] polymerase 15. Gene Ontology annotation, molecular function: NAD+ poly-ADP-ribosyltransferase activity; transcription corepressor activity. Gene Ontology annotation, biological process: negative regulation of gene expression. Lineage: Eukaryota; Metazoa; Chordata; Mammalia; Chiroptera; Vespertilionidae. The record is from RefSeq and is a predicted model, not a curated record. Gene Ontology annotation, cellular component: cytoplasm; nucleus.